AUGCUGCGCUCAUCGUUAGGAGCAGGCAAAUGCCGGGUGCCUGUCGCCCGGCAGCCGCUUUGUGGACGAUUGCUCCGAACUACCAACAUUCUCGCUCCCUGGAAUCAGUGUCGAAGAGCUGCGUCGACCCUCACUAGCUUGGACAACUUCCCAAACAUUGGAGAAAAAUUGCAUGGGUUUACGGUGCAGGAGAAGAAACACAUCCCGGAAUUACACCUCACCGCGGUACGAUUAAAGCACGACAAGACCGAUGCGGACUACCUUCACGUAGCGAGGGAAGACAAGAAUAAUGUGUUUGGUAUCGGCUUCAAGACGAAUCCUCCCGAUGCUACUGGUGUGCCUCAUAUCCUAGAGCACACAACGUUAUGCGGAAGCGAAAAGUAUCCAAUUCGUGACCCUUUCUUCAAGAUGCUCCCCAGAUCGUUAUCGAACUUCAUGAAUGCCUUUACCUCCUCCGAUCACACCACUUAUCCCUUCGCGACGACAAAUCAGCAGGACUUCCAAAACUUGCUCUCAGUCUAUCUGGAUGCCACCCUCCAUCCGCUUCUCAAGGAAGAAGAUUUUAGACAGGAAGGCUGGCGAUUGGGUCCGGAGGAUACCCGUGCUAUCCUCGCUCAAGGGGAGCAGACUGAAGGAAGUCUACGACCCGAAGAUGUUGUUUUCAAAGGUGUUGUGUACAACGAAAUGAAGGGACAAAUAUCGGACGCCAAUUAUCUGUACUACAUUAAGUACCGGGAAAGCAUUCUCCCCGCACUGAAUAACUCGGGUGGAGAUCCCCAGUACAUCACCGAUCUGACUCACCAACAGUUGGUGGACUUUUCCCGGCGGAACUACCAUCCCAGUAAUGCCAAAAUCCUUACAUAUGGAGAUAUGCCACUGGGCGGGCACCUCAAGCAGAUUGGAGAGGUAUUAGAUGGGUUUGAAAGGGGCCAAACUGACAGAGACGUCAAACUGCCCCUGGACCUUAGUCGUGGGCCGGUGAAUGUGACAGUUCCUGGACCCAUUGACACCUUCGCUAGCGAGGACAAGCAGGUGAAGACUUCGACCUCCUGGUAUAUGGGCGAUUCGACCGACGUUGUCGAGACGUUCUCAGUUGGAAUACUGUCAUCAUUGCUCUUGGAUGGCUACGGUUCGCCUAUGUACCGUGCGUUGAUUGAAAGUGGAUUAGGCUCUUCGUUCACUCCUAACACCGGCCUUGACUCCUCCGGAAAGGUGCCAAUCUUUUCGAUUGGCCUCACCGGUGUGAGUGAACAGGAUGCACCUACUGUCAAGACGACAGUGCAGAAGGUUUUCCAGGAGUCCCUGGCUGCCGGAUUCAGUGACGAGAAGGUUCAAGGCUUUCUUCACCAACUGGAACUUGCGUUGAGACACAAGACAGCCAAUUUCGGGAUUGGUGUCAUGGAAAAGACCCUCUCCUCGUGGUUCAAUGGUUCAAACCCCAUGAAGGAGCUCUCAUGGAACGAGGUCAUCGACGAGUUCAAACAACGAUAUGAGCAAGGGAACUACCUUGAAUCGUUAAUGCAAAAGUAUCUCCUGAACGAUAACUACAUGACUUUCACCAUGGUGGGUACACCCACAUACAACAAGGAUCUUGAUCAGCAGGAAGCCGUCCGCAAGGAAGAGAAGCUCAGCCAACUCGUUGAACAUCAUGGCUCCGUUGACAAGGCCAUUUCCACACUCCUCGAAGAAGAGCUCCAGCUACUCAAAAUCCAGGAAGAAGCGCAGCAUGCUGAUCUGAGCUGCUUACCCACGCUUCGUGUUGAGGAUAUUUCCAGGGAAAAGGAACGCAAACCUGUGCGCGAAUCCAAGGUUGAUGAAACAGAUGUGGUUUGGCGUGAAGCUCCCACGAAUGGUCUUACCUAUUUCCAAGCAUUGAACGCCUUCGAAGACUUGCCAGAUGACCUCCGGCUGCUGAUGCCGCUGUUCAAUGACUGCAUUAUGCGGCUAGGAACUGCAAACAAGUCUAUGGAGCAAUGGGAAGAUCUGAUCAAGUUGAAGACCGGCGGCAUUACAACAUCCACCCUUCACACGUCCUCUCCGACUCAGUUGGGUAAAUUCAGAGAGGGUCUACAAUUUUCCGGUUAUGCUUUGGAUAAAAACAUUCCGGACAUGCUGCAGAUUCUCACGACUCUUGUCACAGAGACUGAUUUCAGUAGCCCUCAUGCUCCUGGUAUGAUCCAGGAACUGCUGCGCCUGACAACAAAUGGAGCAUUGGAUGCUGUUGCUGGAUCAGGCCACCGCUACGCUCUCAAUGCGGCCGCCGCUGGUCUCGCUCGAAGCUUCUGGGUGCAGGAGCAGCAGUCUGGCCUGGCGCAACUGCAAGCUACGGCUAAUCUUCUCCGCGAUGCUGAGAGUUCACCCGAGCGUCUUGCUGAACUGAUUGAAAAGCUUCGCUUGAUCCAGUCCUUCGCUAUCUCGAGGGGCUCUGGAUUCCGCGUUCGCGUGGUUUGUGAAGCCAGCAGCGCAUCCCAGAACGAGUCCGUGCUGCAAAGAUGGCUUGCAGGACUACCUCGAACAAGGUCACCUACUUCCCCGCUCGACUCUUCUGCCAUGAACUCGGUGGCUAGCCGGGUAUUCUAUGAUCUGCCCUACAAGGUCUACUAUUCUGGACUUGCUAUGCAGACAGUUCCAUUCAUCAGCCCAUCCAGUGCGCCUCUAAGUGUCCUCUCCCAGCUCUUAACUCACAAAUAUCUGCAUCCUGAGAUCCGAGAGAAAGGCGGUGCUUAUGGCGCCGGGGCCAGCAACGGACCUGUCAAGGGAUUCUUUGCGUUCACCAGCUACCGGGAUCCGAAUCCCAUGAACACCCUCAAGGUCUUUCAGAAUAGCGGUAUUUUCGCCCGUGACCGUGCGUGGUCAGACAGAGAACUCGCCGAGGCCAAAUUAGGCAUCUUCCAGGGACUGGAUGCUCCCAUGAGCGUUGACGAAGAAGGUGCCAGAUAUUUCAUUAGUGGUGUCACACACGAAAUGGACCAACGGUGGCGAGAGCAAGUGCUUGAUGUCACAGCCAAGGAUGUGAACGAGGUUGCUCAGAAGUUUUUGGUUGAAGGCUCUCGCCAAUCCAUCUGUCUUCUUGGUGAGAAGAAAGACUGGGCAGUCACGGAUGGCUGGGACGUUAAGAAACUCUCCAUGAAUGCCGUGGACGGGGCAGCGGUGGACCCCAUGAGUCAAGAUGGUGCUGCUGCCUCCGCUUAG
Messenger RNA from Aspergillus clavatus NRRL 1, 3192 nucleotides. It is a transcript of the gene cym1, whose product is annotated as pitrilysin family metalloprotease cym1. Gene Ontology annotation, biological process: protein processing. Gene Ontology annotation, molecular function: metal ion binding. Gene Ontology annotation, cellular component: mitochondrial matrix. Bases 1 to 3192 code for a protein of 1063 amino acids. The record is from RefSeq and is a predicted model, not a curated record. Lineage: Eukaryota; Fungi; Ascomycota; Eurotiomycetes; Eurotiales; Aspergillaceae. The transcript is spliced from 2 exons.